Molecule: messenger RNA, 519 nt
Organism: Ipomoea triloba (trilobed morning glory)
Lineage: Eukaryota; Viridiplantae; Streptophyta; Magnoliopsida; Solanales; Convolvulaceae
Exons: 1
Coding region: 1-519 (172 amino acids)
Source: RefSeq, a predicted model, not a curated record
AUGGAACCUGGCGUGCAUCAAGACAAAUUGGAAGAAUUUGCUAAUUGGCUAACUUCAAUAGGUGAUGGUACUAUUGGAGUAGAUAAUGAUGGUUACGCUGAUUUUGAUAACCCACCUGAAUUGUUAUUGAAGUCAACUGGUGAUCCUAUUGCCACUAUUGUUAAAAGUACAUUCCCCAACUUUACUGGUGCAAACAUUGAUGAAAGUUGUUUUAAUACCAGUGCAAUUCUAGCAUCAACAUUAGAGGUGGUCAAUGAAGUCAAUGAGUAUAUGUCAAACUUAACCGAAGGUGAAAGAAAGACAUAUCUAAGUUCUGACACAACGUGUAAAGGAGAUGGUUCAAGUUUAGUUCUUGCUGAUGUGCAUACACCAGAAUUCCUAAAUACCAUAAGAGCAUCCGGUCUUCCAAAUCAUUCUUUGAUUUUAAAAGUGGGGUUACCUAUAAUGUUAAUAAGGAACAUUGAUCAUAGUCUUGGAUUAUGCAAUAGAACUAGGUUGGUGGUAACCAAAUUAGGCUAA